AUGCUGCCACCCAAGAGGUUUCCAUUUCCCUUCAAACUAGGGACUGACAUAUGUCAAAUUUCCCGCAUCUACCGGAUUCUGGCCAAAGACAAGGAGGCGAGCUUUCUUCGUCGCAUCCUGACUAAGAAUGAGCGCCUCGCAAUCUCCGCCUCCUUGAUGUCGGCUGAUGCAUCAGGGACGGCGUCCGAAGUCUCCAAAGACGACGACUUCCAGGCGUUGAAGGAGCGCAACCCGCUAUUAUGGAAGAAGGCUAGCUUCUUAGCUGGGAGAUUCGCAGCCAAGGAAGCGACAUUCAAAGCCCACCCCACGAGGAACCUUACAUGGCACGACAUCGCCAUCGUCCGAAAGCGAUUCGAGCAGCUGAGGGAUAUUGAAGGGCUGAAGAAGGUCAAGGCGCAGGAAGAGGAGGAAAACAAGGAGGUGGAGGAGGAAGAAGAACCAAAAGAAGUCGAGGGCAAGGCAGAGGAAACCAGCAGCACAACAACGCCCGCAGACGAAGAAUCCGCCGACAACGGAAGCGGUCCGCCCGUCGCCAUCGUGCGCAGCAGAUACGAUGACAUGCCCGACCAGGAGGUGCUCGUGUCCAUCAGCCACGACGGAGACUACGCCACGGCCGUGUGUAUCGGCUUCCCCCGCGGCGAAGGCCACGCUCACGCCGAUGGCCAGGGCCCCGAGAAGAAGAAGGGCCCCAGGAAGAAGCAUGAGCGUCGCGUGCGCAGGAUUGAGGACACGGAGGAGGAUCAGCUGAGUUAUAAGGAGUUUAAGGCGUUUCAAGAGUUUAAAGCCUGGAAGGCGAGGGCUGAGAGGAAGGAGGCUAAGGGGAAGAAGGUUGAGGAGAAGGCUGCUGAGAAGGAAGGAAAGGAUGGCCUUGCUGAGAAGACUGAGGACGUCACUGUUUGA
Molecule: messenger RNA, 900 nt
Organism: Colletotrichum phormii
Lineage: Eukaryota; Fungi; Ascomycota; Sordariomycetes; Glomerellales; Glomerellaceae
Exons: 2
Coding region: 1-900 (299 amino acids)
Molecular function (GO): holo-[acyl-carrier-protein] synthase activity; magnesium ion binding
Source: RefSeq, a predicted model, not a curated record